GGUAUCGCACGUCCUGUCCGUGUUACGGUUCUUGUUGAUGACAAGCCAAGUAUGUCGAUGGAUGAAUUGGUUGGAAUAACCAAUGCACUUUGCUAUGCGCACGGCAUUGUCACAUCACCGAUUUCACUUCCCCCACAUCUCUAUGCAGCAGCCGAUCUUGCUAAACGAGGGCGUAACAACUUCAGGACUGAACAUGGCGGUGAAGCACGUAAGCGCUUCGUCAAUGACGGCUCGGAGGAUUAUUUCCCGAGAAUGUCAGCGGAACUUGCAAAUAAACUGCCGCACAAAUUUUGGGCUUGA
Messenger RNA from Gongylonema pulchrum, 300 nucleotides. The record is from the annotation of a GenBank genome assembly. Lineage: Eukaryota; Metazoa; Nematoda; Chromadorea; Rhabditida; Gongylonematidae.